This is a messenger RNA of Penicillium olsonii, 1179 nucleotides long. The record is from the annotation of a GenBank genome assembly. Lineage: Eukaryota; Fungi; Ascomycota; Eurotiomycetes; Eurotiales; Aspergillaceae.
AUGCAAAUGCACGACGAUAUCGUCUAUCUGGAUCAUUUCGCAUCCUUUCUCAAGCGAUGCCACUUCAGCAAGGACUUUGCUGCCACGGCAGCAGACACAGCUACUAUUAUUGGCCAAUAUCCCCUACUCCAGCAUAUUGCCAUUGCCAUCGGAGCUUUGGAUGCCAGCAGGAAGGGCUCUACCAGAGCAUUCGGCAAGCUUGGAUCUGCACAGCAAACCGCAUUUCGGGCAUACGGCAGAUCAAUCCAAGAUCUGCACACUGCAAUUUCGACUGCAGGACCGGUCUUUAGAAAAGAUUUGUUUUGGAGCACGUUUUUCCAUGGUCUUUUCGAAGUAUGCUUCGAUUCCGGUUACAUAUUGUAUGGCCUACUAAUCAGUCCCCAGCUACUGGCCGAGAAUACCGGCAAUUCGUUCGUAAAUCAUAUGGUUUACGGUACAUCAAAGAUGUUAUUCAUGUUGAAACCUACCAUUCCCUUCCCGCUGGCUACAAAGAGCUUAAUUGAUGCGUUUUGGAUUCUCGAAAUCAAUCGAGCCAUACUUUAUGGUGAUAUUGCGAUUCUUCCGGACAACCCACAACGUCUACAUAUGCCAAGAGGCAAGUCGAUUCUGCUCGCUCGAUUGAUAAACGACACUAAAAAUCAUAGGCUAUUUGACACAAUUGAAGGUGUCCCCGAAGAGUUGAGAUCUUUUGAUCCCACUUUGGACGCUCUUGCUCUAGAAGGGCUCGAGAUCAAAGAGAGACUUCUCACUUGGCAAAGGGAAUGCCAUUCUGAGACUUCGGAGACAUUACCGGUCGACUCAUUCACCCAAUUGUCGGUCACAGUUCACCGCGCUCUUCUUUUAUACCACUGCAACAAUUUUACCUUUUAUUCAUGCUGGAUGACACGUUUGAUCCCUCGGCUAAACCGCAGUGAAGUCAACCAGCAUGUCUCUGAAAUCUUGGAUUUAUCUGAGAGACUUCUCUCUGACACACAUAUCCCGGCAGUUCUCUUGCUGUUUCCCCUGCGAAUGGCCGGAGUGCAUGUUUCUGGUUUUCAUGGACAGGAGAAAGUGUUGGGUGCUGUUCGCAAGAUACGCCAGCAAGGCUUCGUCGUCUCGGACACAAUCGAAGCUGACUUGAAAGAAUUUUGGCAAUAUAGGUUGGGGCAGCCGAUCGAAAUGAAUGAGGUGCAAUUAUGA